Zerene cesonia (dogface butterfly) is the source of this 2585-nucleotide messenger RNA. RefSeq lists its product as uncharacterized. Gene Ontology annotation, biological process: signal transduction. NCBI's taxonomy places the organism in Eukaryota, Metazoa, Arthropoda, Insecta, Lepidoptera, Pieridae. Gene Ontology annotation, molecular function: protein binding. The record is from RefSeq and is a predicted model, not a curated record. Bases 132 to 872 code for a protein of 246 amino acids. The transcript has 4 exons.
UAAACACUCAUCAGUUGUCACGUCUUGUCAGUGAGUUGUCAAUGUGGUUAGUAAUUUGUUUUUAUUUUAUUGAGUUCUUUGAACAUUUAUAAUUGCAAAAAGUUUCUGUAAACUAAUAUUUCAUUAGAGCAAUGACGAACAAAUUGAGUUCGAAGUUUUUGGAAUUACUUCGUAACUUAAAGCCAGAUGCAGUUCCUCGUCCACCGCGACCCGAGGAUUUAAAUGAGAAUAUUCAGGACGAGAAUGUGAACUCUACCAAUACCAGAACGGAAGAUGGAAAUGCAAAUGAUUUGAAAAAAGGCAAAAAGAAGCCGAAAUACAAAAAGUCAUUUUCAACACCCAAUGACGAACCAUCAUCUGCUUUCGAUGAAGACGAUAAUGAUAGACGUAGUAGCAAUGGAAGCAGUGUUGUUAAUACGCAAUCUGGUGGAAAUGUGAUUAAUAUUGUCAAUGCAAGUAACAUUCGCUGGGGGAAUGAGUUUGUUUAUUAUUUGGGGCCUGUCAAUGGUCACCCACACAAAAGUAGUCCCAAACAUGAUGAGGAACAAGUUGAAAAAACAAAUCUUAUAUCUCUACUAUUGGAAUCAGAAAUUAAGCCAGAACAUGAAUACAUAGACUAUAUUUCUAAAAAUCUGGGCAAGAACUGGUACAGCAUAUUCCGAGCUCUAGGCUACACUCGUGGACAGAUAGAAACUGCAGAAAUUGACAUGGCCAAAAAUGGUGUUGCAGAGGCUCGCUACAAGCUGCUCUUGGAUUGGGUUAGAAAUGACGAUGAUGGUACACUAGGCAAACUCGCAACCGUUCUUUGGGAUGAAGGUGAAAGACAUGUGGUAAAGGAACUGGCGGCCUUGUACAAAAAGAACAAGAAAUAAAUUGAGGCUAAUAUAUUGUGUCAUUGUGAUUGUCAAGAAAGGUGCUUUAUUUAGUGUGAAUGUAAAAGGUUUAUGAAACCUUAAAUACUCUAAUAUAAGUUUUAUAGGCUGCCAGUUAGCAAUAAUUGAAAGAUUCAAAGCUUUUAAAUAUCAACAAAUCACAUUAAUGCCUUAGGGUUAUAAUGUAGUAGAUAUUUCAUGUAAUAUGUACAAACAUGUAUGUAUUUAAUUAUCAAAUAUUCUAAUACAUACUUUAUUAUUUGAAUUAUAUAAAUUUUUAUAUUUACAUGGCAUGAAGGCAAUCUAAAAGCAUUUUAUAUGAAAUAAAAUAUAAAUAUAGAUGUAUAUUUACAAAAUGAUGAUUUAUUUUUCAUUAAUUUGUUUGUACUUGUAUUCAUAGGUAAUAUUACGCCGAAUCAUAGUAAAAUGGAAUACAAUUAUAUUAGUAUUUAUCGGAAAUAAACAUAACUUGAUACAGGGACCAAGUCGAAAAACUUAAGACUGUUAAUAACAGUUCAUGUGAAGUAUGAUAGUACAUAUUUUUAAGCAAAACAGUUGUAUGUGACCACUGGGUUAUCGGAUCUUUUUAACACGCUUUUAUUAGCUUGAUUGAACAAAGUUUUUACCAAUUUCCAAAGGUAUAUGUUCUAUUUUGUAUGUAUAUUUUAUAGCAAAAAUCAGAAAUGCUCUGUAUACUCGUAUGCAGAAUAUAUUAUAUUUUUUUAUCAAUGUGCAAUAAAUUUUCCAAGUUCAAAAUUUUAUAUAAUUUACUAUGAAGUUUAGUUUAAUAUAAGAAUGUUGUAACAUUUUGAUAUUUGAGAAAUUUUAAAAGAAUAGAAAAAAUUUGAUCACGAGGCGAGAUUCGGGGAUUCACUGGUGGCCGAGAGGCCAGGCGUUGCUACGGAUUGGGUAACGCGGGUUCGAAUCCCGCCUCGUGAUCAUUUUUUUUCUAUUCUUCCAAAACUUCUCAUUGAUAAAGCAUUUCAAUGAUAUAAAAUAUUAUUAUAUUAAUUGCGGAUAUUAAAGGAGUACUAAUGUUUAAACCGGUAUUUCUUAGCGCAACAGUAGAAAGAAAAACAUAUAUAUAUAGAUUUUUAUUUAUUACAUUGACUUAUGCAUGGCAUUAAAUUCAGUUUGCACCAAUAGAAGUUUAUUUUUAAUGGCUUCCAAUAGUGAGAUGGUACAAUUGACCUUGUUCAUGGAAGAAGCUAGUACAAAUAUGAUAAUCAAAUUUCCAUUAUAAUUAAGAUUAUUGGCUUGUGAUAUUUUUUGUAACAAUUUACAUGAUAUAUUUUCUUUCAUAGUUUUAAGCAUAUAUGUAUAGGUCUCUUAAAUAUAGCUAUAUAACGUACAUAGAUUAGUCAGAGAAGCUUUAAAAUACAAUUACUAAUAAGGACUUCAAUAGAAGUAACAAUUAUUACCUACAGUAAAAGCUUUCUGACUAUCCUAGUAUGCUUAAUGAUAUACAUUAAAUCUUAAAAAAAUAACAUAGGCAUGAAAGAUAUUGAAACCGCAAUGAUUGUGCAAUAAUAAUCUCAACUAAUUCGUUACCGCCUAAAAAAAUUCGGUCAAAAUUUUUUACUUUAUAUUCAAUCGUAAGAUACGUAACUAUACAGGAACUAUAUUCUUGAAGUAAAUGAAGUGUUUUUCUAGUCAUGUCUAAAGUGUUUAUAUAAUUUUUGGAAAUAAAUUUUGCAGUUAUCAAUAAAAUUU